ACAAUGGCGACCGGGAAACUUGGAAUCGCCAGUCACCCACCAUUACUCCUAUUAACCAACCCUUCUCUUUCCUCUUUAACGGUUCUCCCUCUCCCUACUUCCAUGCCCCCCGCCCUCUUCUCUUUUCACAUUUCAUUUCCGUUUUGGUGGUUCCCUCUUCCUCUUUUUCUUCCUCUUUCUUCAAAUUUUCACUUGAAAAACAAACAGAGGUUAGAAUGGGAUGUGUUUUGUUGCCUGCAAGAUCCAAGAAAUGGAAGGCUCCGAUCUUCCUGCUGCCGGAAUAACUGGUUUCUCUUAUCUGUAGUACGUUAAAUUUCUCUGCCUUGGAGUGAAUUACAUAUAAUACUGGUUUAAUCUUGGAUCCGCUGCUUGGAAGGUCAGGGACAGCUGGUACCGUGCUGUCUGGGUUAAAUAUCUAAAAAAAAUGAGUUGUGAGUUGUUUAUUGGUUCUAGGUAUUGGAGAUUUGGAUUGUAGUAGAAAAAUGGAUUAGGAGUUUAGGAGGAGUGAAGAGGGGGAGAAUGGCUCCAGGCACUGAAGUUUCACCGCAUUCAACACAGGUUACCAGAUUGGAUGGAGAGAUUGAUAAAGGAAGUACUGUCUCCAGCAACAAUAGAGUAGUUCAAGAUGAAAUUGACGAUACGUUGGACAAAUUUGGGCAACUCACCACCGGCAAACCUCCUAGAAAUCUCUCGGUUAUGCGGCAUUGCUCUAGCACUGCCUGGUUGGCUGAACCGGAGUCUGAUCUCGCGAUCAGCCUUAAAUCACCAAAGAUUGAGCAUUCUGGAUUUCAACCUAUAUUUCGUUCGGGAAGUUGUUCUGAGAAAGGGCCCAAACAGUACAUGGAGGAUGAGUAUGUCCUUGUGGAUGAUCUAGACAAGCAUCUUGGUGAAGCUGCACAGUUAUCUUCUCAUGGAGCAUUUUAUGGGGUGUUUGAUGGACAUGGUGGCAUUGAUGCAGCCUCAUUUGCUCAAAAGAACAUCCUCAAGUUUAUUGUCGAAGACUCCCAUUUUCCAGCUGGCACGAAAAAAGCAGUUAAGAAUGCUUUUUUGAAGGCUGAUCAUGCACUUGCAGACGCUACCUCCCUUGAUAAGUCGUCUGGCACUACUGCGUUGACUGCUCUUAUCUUGGGAAGGACCAUGCUGAUUGCUAAUGCUGGGGAUUCUCGAGCUGUAUUGGGCAAGCGGGGGAGAGCAGUGGAGCUGUCUAAAGACCACAAACCCAACUGCACUUCUGAAAGACUUAGAAUUGAGAAACUAGGUGGUGUCAUAUACGAUGGAUACCUGAAUGGCCAAUUAUCGGUGGCAAGGGCUCUUGGAGACUGGCACAUAAAGGGCUCUAAGGACUCAAAUGGCCCUCUGAGCUGUGAGCCAGAGCUAGAAGAGAUAAUUCUGACAGAAGAAGACGAGUUCUUGAUAAUGGGGUGUGAUGGCCUGUGGGAUGUAAUGAGCAGCCAGUGUGCGGUGACAAUGGUGAGGAAGGAGCUGGUUCAGCAUAAUGACCCUGAGCUAUGUUCAAAAGCACUUGUGAAGGAGGCUCUCCAACGCAACACAUGCGAUAAUCUGACAGUAGUAGUGGUGUGCUUCUCGCCGGAUCCACCUCCUCAGAUUGAAAUCCCAAGGUCCUAUAAGAGGAGGAGUAUAUCGGCUGAAGGGCUGGAUCUUCUCAAGGGUGUGUUGAACACCUUCUGAAUGACUAUGUUUUAGGGCUUGUACAGACCAACUUGGAGUUGUAUUAUUUAUUGGUGGGGGAUUUUUCUGAGCUCUUGUUACCCUCUCCAGCUGCGGCUUCACGUUGUUCAUUUGUUUGAAAAGUUUUUAACUAAACAUCCUGUACAUCUGAUAAAGAUUAGCUUUUAUCAACUUCAAUUUUUUGA
Carica papaya (papaya) is the source of this 1874-nucleotide messenger RNA. RefSeq names its product Protein phosphatase 2C family protein. The record is from RefSeq and is a predicted model, not a curated record. NCBI's taxonomy places the organism in Eukaryota, Viridiplantae, Streptophyta, Magnoliopsida, Brassicales, Caricaceae. Gene Ontology annotation, molecular function: cation binding; protein serine/threonine phosphatase activity. Gene Ontology annotation, biological process: protein dephosphorylation.